AUGUCCUCUUCGUCUUCACGCAACGCCUCACGCCGCCUCCUCAAGGAACUCGACACCUGGACCAAGGUCGAGGCUGCCGACGAAAAGGGCAUCGAGCGCCUCGGCCCCGUCGCCGACGAUGAGCUGCUGGGCUGGGAAGCGGUGAUCAACGGGAGGGGCAUUGGCGGAGGAUACGAGGCAGACGGCCGCUGGCUGCUGCGCAUCACGAUCCCGCCCACGUACCCGCUGCAGCCGCCCAAGAUCGUCUUCGCCACGCCCAUUGUGCACGCCAACGUAGCCCUGCAGACGGGCGAGAUCUGCCUCGACCUGCUCAAGGACGCCUGGACCCCGGCCUACAGCGUGCUAGAGUGUGUGCGCGCCGUGCGCAUGCUGCUCGCCAACCCGGCUGUCGACAGUCCGCUCAACGUCGACGUGGCCGCGCUGCUCCGCGCCGGCGACGCCCUGGGCGCCCGCCACCUCGUCGAGCUGUGGGUCGACGAGGAGAGGUUUACGGGGGAGUAG
This is a messenger RNA of Lasiosphaeria miniovina, 501 nucleotides long. RefSeq names its product ubiquitin-conjugating enzyme/RWD-like protein. Lineage: Eukaryota; Fungi; Ascomycota; Sordariomycetes; Sordariales; Lasiosphaeriaceae. The coding region runs from base 1 to 501 and encodes 166 amino acids. The transcript is spliced from 2 exons. The record is from RefSeq and is a predicted model, not a curated record.